ACAGCGCAGAGGCGCAGAGCUUCACGCUCGCCCACGCAGCCCCUCCAGGCCGCCACCACCACCAGCGCCGUCCCCCUCCGCGUCCGUGCUGCCGCCUCCCCUCGCCUCGGCAUCUCCAGCUCGCGCAGCGCAUCUAGGGCGGCGGCGGAGGGGGAGCGGAGCGGCGCUCGUCCCGGCCGUGGCAUUCGAGGAAGGAAGGAAAGAAGGAGGCGGCCUGCGGGAAAGGAGGUUUUGGAUAGAUAGAAGCUUCCGGAUCCGGAUCCGGACCCGCGCUGACGACCGCCUGUGUUUGGGACUGCUAGGUUGCUGUGCUCUGAGAUGGAGGACCUGUUGGGUUCAGAGAUCGGGAAGAACGACUAUGACUGGCUUCUAACUCCGCCUGGGACCCCACGUGUUCCUGCACUGGAGGUUGCUGAGAAAACACCAUCCUCAAAUAUAUUGCCGAAGCGUACUACUGCUAGGUCAUCCUCAACUACUAGAGCAUCUAGGCUUUCAGUAUCUCAAACAGAGAAUGGGCAUUCGACGGUUCCCACUAGACCAGCAAGAAGUAACUCUGUCAGCCGACCUUCUAUCCAGUCUACUCUCAUGAAUGGCAACAACAGGACAUCAGUUCUCAAUACAAGCAUUUCCUCAGUCACUUCAAGACCUACAACCCCUAGCAGGCGAUGCAGCACUUCGGCUGUACCAAGACAAUCAGUUCCAGCUUCACGUCCAGUGCCUGCAAGAUCCUCUACUCCUGUUAAAACUCGUCCAUCUACACCAGCCAAAACUCGUCCAUCUACUCCUACGAGAACUCGUCCAACAGCCCCAAACUCUUCAACUGAUUCAGCUGCUGCCAAGACCACUUCCGCACAUAAUUCAAGGCCAUCUACUCCAAAUUCUCGGUCCCGUAUAAUGCCCAAUCCAUCUUCUGGUCCAACUCACGCAACAAGUCGCCCAAGCCCAUCCUCUGGUACAAUGAGCCGGCCAGGGUCUUCCUCAGGCAAUGUUCAUGGGAUAAGUCGUGCCACCUCAUUGUCCUCAAGUUCUGUUCCUUCAAUGAGCCGUUCCAACUCACGAUCAUCUACACCUACACGCCAGCCUGCAACUCGUUCAUCAGCCCCAGCUAUCGGUCGCUCUCCUUCUGUUGGACGGAGUUCUAGCAUCAGUAGCUUUACAUCAGUCUCCCGGUCUGCAGCCAGUAGUGGGCGGAACUCAGCACCUUCAUCAGCUCCUUCAUCUCGUCCCAGUUCUCCAAAUCCACGACCUCGAGCUCCAGUGUGUCCACUUGAUAUCCCUGAUUUCCCAAGCGAAACUCCACCAAAUUUAAGGACAAAAUUGCCUGAAAGACCGCUAUCUGCUGGCAGAUCAAGGCCAGGAAUGGCUUUAGGCAUAAGGUCAAAUCCAAAUGCUGAACCUUCAGCUACGUCAGCUCCUGUGAAGAAGGUCUCUGUGCCUGCUGUGAGUCAAAGUAAAUUUUCUGAUCCAUCAUCAAAGAUGCCUACACUCUCAAAUGGACACCAAAAUCGACAGGCUGAAAGGUCCGUUGUUGAUAGUCAACCUAAUAGACCAUCAAGGCCUGCCACUAGCUCUGAUAAUGGAUUUGGGAGGUCGAUAUCAAAGAGGUCACUUGACAUGGCUAUCAAACACAUGGACAUUCGGCAGAACUUGGGUGGCAUUCGCGGCGCAUCCCUCUUCCCCCAGAGCAUCCGCUCGGCUGCUGCCAAGGCCCGGCCAGCUCGGGCAUCGGACCCGGGGCACGGUAUCUCAAACGGCGACCGGCACUACGCGGACAACGCGAGCAGCGUGAACGGGCACCUAUCCGGGGACUCGAACGGGGCUUCCUCGCGCAACGGCGGCAGCUCAACAGCGUCGCCGGACUGGGUGAGCGUCGGGACCAAGGAGACCCUGAGCGAGCUGGACAUCUAUGGCAGCUCGCGCUACGAGGCGAUGCUGCUGCGGGAGGAUGCGCGCAACACCAGCUGGCUGCACGGUUUCGACGACAAGCCCGACCAGAGCCCUCUGUUCGACCACCGGUUCGAGCCGCUGCCGGAGCCCUUCAGCCCGUUAUGACAGAGCCAGACGCCAGAGCCGCCGCCUGUAAAGUUCUUCUGGAUCGUCAACAUCUCUCCGUUCCUGUUCCCCGUCGUGCUGCAAGAUGUGUAUGGUUUCUUUCUGUCUUUUUUUUUCUUGUUCUAUAAUUGGUUGGUUCUGCACGUUCACCGUUUUCUGGAGCCGAUGAGACGGGAUAGAGAUUGCGGGGUUCUGGGUCCCGUGGUUCGUCCCUGGAGAUUGCAUUGGGUUUCCACUUCCCCGCGAAUUGUUGUACUGCUGAAUGAAGAAAGAAAGGAUCUGAAAGGACAGAAACGGUAAAGAAUUUGUAAGUUAUAUUGUAAUGAUCUUGGAUGCUC
This is a messenger RNA of Panicum virgatum (switchgrass), 2390 nucleotides long. Its product is annotated as flocculation protein FLO11. NCBI's taxonomy places the organism in Eukaryota, Viridiplantae, Streptophyta, Magnoliopsida, Poales, Poaceae. The transcript is spliced from 5 exons. Gene Ontology annotation, cellular component: cortical microtubule. Gene Ontology annotation, biological process: cortical microtubule organization. The record is from RefSeq and is a predicted model, not a curated record. The coding region runs from base 319 to 2052 and encodes 577 amino acids.